UAAUGGCAGCUUCUUCCAUCAAGAUUUUUGAUACUUCGGAGUCUGUUGAUCCCACUGUAGGCUUCAUCUCACUUCCUCUAAAGAAAUCAAAUUUCCAAAUCCAAAGGCCUUAUGACAUACCAGAAGAUCAACGUUAUUCCUUCAUUGAUGGAGUGCAUAAAUUGUGGGUUUUCAAGACUGAUAAACCUCAUUCUCCUGAAAGUCACACUAAACCUCGUACAGAAAUCCGUAUACUUGGUUAUGAUUACUCUUCUGGAAUUUGGCAAUUCGAAGGAUACGGAUUUGUUCCAAAUGGAACUUCUGGUGUGUGCAUAAUGCAAGUGUUUGGAGCAAGCCCACCUCAUGCCUCAACUUUAAUGCUUAGGGUCUACAAUGGAUCCCUCUCAUAUUAUAGAGCUCCUCUCCUAGCUGUUCCCAACAUCUGUGAUAGGUGGUUUCGUCUCAAUGUAAUUCAUGAUGUUCAUGCUGGGAAUCUAACGGUUUUCAUUGAUGGGAUUCAAGUGCUUGAAGAAGCACGAGGAAGAGGUGGAAAGUCCCAUUACUUCAAGUUUGGUGUAUAUGAACAAGAUGAUCCUUCUAACUACAUGGAGUCCCAGUGGAAGGGCAUCAAAGUUCUCAAAAAAAUGUGACUUGUUACUUCUGUGACCUGUGUACUGUUCUUGGUUUAAGUGGGCAUAUCUAUGCCCAUUUUCCCUCUUGUUUUUUUGUGAA
Molecule: messenger RNA, 711 nt
Organism: Coffea eugenioides
Lineage: Eukaryota; Viridiplantae; Streptophyta; Magnoliopsida; Gentianales; Rubiaceae
Product: citrate-binding protein-like
Exons: 2
Coding region: 3-629 (208 amino acids)
Source: RefSeq, a predicted model, not a curated record